GACAAAGAUCAAGACAUAACAAUAAAACAUCCACGCAACAAAAGGACCCUCCAGUCGAAGUGAUGUUGGAAAAAUUUCUGCGGUGAUAGAUAAGUUGUCUGCCAUUUUCUUGUCCACGUGUGUCUUUGGGUCUCUUUCUUUUGUCUGCUGAUUUUUAUCUCCAAAUCGGCAAACGUCCAUUUGCAGACACACUUAAAGGUUUAAAUCAUCCUUGGUGCGGCAAAAGAUCCGCAACAGAGAAGUAAUUUUGACUCAACCGAUGCUAUCAGGAUGCAGUUGAAAUAGAUUUCCUCAAUAAUAAUAUGAUUAUUAAAGGAUCUAUGCACAUAGGCUGAACUCCACAAUUGCGGCAAGCCCCCGUUGAUUCUUAAAGGAGUCUUAAAGGAGCGUGAUCACUUCAACAAUUACUUACCUACUUACUUUGGGUUGAAGUCAACAGCGCUUUUGAGUUCAUUGGUAAAAAUUCGCAGUUACCAAUGAAGUGUGAGCAGGUUGGCAGUUUGCGAUCGUUAGCGCCCCCUUUUGUCCAAUUCACGCACCUGCUGCUCAACGGCGGCGUGAUUCCCUGAAUUUCGGAGGCUACAUUCCUGCCCGAGCAUUGCUGUUAUAUUGGGAUCGCUGUUAGGCGAAUAGUUUUCAAGUCAACCCCGUCUUUCGAAACGCUUCAAAAUUAAAGUCUUCAACGACAGAAAUAUGCUGAAAAAUAUUCAUGAACGGACGGUUAAAAAGGUUAAGGGGAACCACUACAUCGCCAGUCGUGGUGGCCGUGAUACGGUCGAUCUGCCCUAUGCCCAGGCGAAUCGCGGCUAUUCGACGGAUGGCGAGGACAGUCAGCGGGCCCCUUCGGAUCGAACCGUGUCCGAGUAUACGGUAGCAAACGAACGGGCCACCCCACCGACAGCACCCUCCCGGAAGCCUCGUGGCGUCGUUGCUAACGGAACCGGAAACAGUGGAACCCAUAGCAAUGGGUCGGCGAUAUCCGGAGUCCAUGGAGGCCCUCGACCUCUUUCUAGUCCGCCCACUAGGGCACCCCCGAGGGCACCAUCGGCGCUCAGCUACGAUCACCACGGAGGCGAUCAUGGAAGCGACAUCUAUGUCACAUCGGCAGCCUACAAGGCACCCUCGGAAAUCAGUCGUUACAGCGCACAUCGAAACCAGCACAACACAUCACGGGGUCCCCGGAGCGUCUACAGUGUUGCCAGCACCGCAAAAACUGGCCGGAGUUCGCGCCGUCAUGGCGCAAAAGUUGAGGCAAUGUCCGCACCGAAUCCUUUCUGUCCCAACGUCAAGGGCGUCUGCUGUCUGAUGUUGCUGCUGAACCUGGGUCUUAUCCUGAUAACGCUUGGAUUUGUGAUAGUGAUGCAGUUUAUGGAGCCACUCUUCGUUUGGAUCCUCGGUGUGGUGUUUCUGGUGUUCGGAUUUGCCACCCUGAUCGGUAGCAUGAUCUACUGUGUGAUCGUGUGUCGUGACGCCAAAACUCCUUCACAGCUGCGCAACGAAGAUCUGUACUGGACCAAACACUGGCAGAAAAGCAUCGGCUAUACGCCUCACGAGAUCGACUACAAAACGGAUCGGUUCGAUGAACGUGACCGGUACUCGGAUCGUUUUUCGGUCAGCAAAAUGAGCGGGAAAUAUUCGGACAGGGACAUCACCCGCUACUGAGAUUGGCCACCAACGAACGAAAUUAUCGACAAAAAAAGACAAAACUGAACGGAUGCAAUAUAGAAUUAUGCAGAAACAACAAAUUCAAAUGUAACCACAGUGUAACUGAGAGAAACGAUUGUUACUAAUAAGAUUUAAAAGUAAAAUGAUUUCUACCCGCUCUCACAAGUUAAUGAGCACUAAUUUUAAUGAACUAGCAAAGAGAGUUUAAAUUUAAUAAUGUAAACACAGUCGAUAGAGUAUUAAUUCUGCCAAGGUAGAAUAUUUUAAGAAUAAAAAAUAAAAAUAACACGAAUCGAUCGCAUAACUGUAUGAGUAGAAAAAAAAACUCUAAAUAAUCAGUGUGUAAUUCAAAGAAGGAGAAGAUCAUAAUUUAAAUCGAUUAUAAACGAUGUAACACGAACGAAUAAUGUAUAUAAUAAAAAUAAAAAUACAGUGGUUUUAAUAUAAUAAAAAAAAGUUGGUUUCUUCGAAUCGACAAAAGAACAUAAAAGAAUAAAGUUUGGUCUCUGAUUAGCAUUUUAGUUUGCAUGCCCUUUAUCUCUGGAGCCACUUUUUUAAUUGAAAUAUUCGCUCAGUUGGUAACUUGAUGGACUUUGUUUGAUACCAAAUUUGAGCACCACUGUGAAUUUAGAUUUUGAUUUAACAAACUUCGUCUUACACUUUGCUAGGCACACAGAAUUGUAUCACACCACACACAGUGAGGACAAUAGCGUAGGUAGAAAACCUUGACUCGAGUAGAACAAUACCCUAGGUAGACGAUCGAGUUGAAACGAUCGUGCGUGGCUCUGCUGAUCGGUCUAUUCGACUGCAGAUUUCACCGAGGCAACACAUAGUGUUCGAUUGCGCGCGAAAUAUAGUUUUGUCCAACGAGAAAUAAAACCAGAGUUUCACUUCAA
Molecule: messenger RNA, 2561 nt
Organism: Uranotaenia lowii
Lineage: Eukaryota; Metazoa; Arthropoda; Insecta; Diptera; Culicidae
Exons: 7
Coding region: 694-1662 (322 amino acids)
Source: RefSeq, a predicted model, not a curated record